Molecule: messenger RNA, 3600 nt
Organism: Toxotes jaculatrix (banded archerfish)
Lineage: Eukaryota; Metazoa; Chordata; Actinopteri; Toxotidae
Product: glutamate decarboxylase 1-like
Exons: 17
Coding region: 300-2051 (583 amino acids)
Biological process (GO): GABA biosynthetic process
Cellular component (GO): presynaptic active zone; cytoplasm
Molecular function (GO): pyridoxal phosphate binding; glutamate decarboxylase activity
Source: RefSeq, a predicted model, not a curated record
GGCAAGGCUGUGACUCAUGCCUGCGUGAAGAGACCAAUGGGCAGCCGGAGCUUGAGAUAUAAAUAACGAAUAAAAAAAAAAUAUUCUUGAGGGAGAAAGGGUCACUUGCGCGCUGCUGGAUUGGGAUUUUAUUAGUGCGCUCCGCUGGUAUUCCGCCAUCGCCGCCACUGGACUCUUUCUUGUCGUGCCUUUGGGUGGCAGCUGUAACAUCUAGUUCUAGUUUCUCUGUUAGUCGACAACCUGUGCGCCCGAGAGCCGUUGAAUUAUUUCCCAGCUGUGGAUCAGAUAACAGAGGACUGAUGGCCACGUCCGAACCGAGAGCCACCGGCGGGGACCAGGACCCCAACUCCGCCAAUUUAAGACCUCCGUCCUCAACUUACGAAUAUGCGUGGAUGCACGGAUGCACACGGAAACUGGGGAUGAAGAUUUGUGGGUUCCUGCAGAAGAACAACAGCCUGGAUGAGAAGGGGAGGCUCGCGGGCCAGAAGAACUUGCUCUCGUGCGACAACAGUGACAGGGACGCGCGCUUCAGCCGCACCGAGACCGACUUCUCCAACCUGUUCGCCAGAGACCUACUGCCAGCCAAAAAUGGAGAGGAGCCUACCAUUCAGUUUUUGUUGGAGGUGGUCGACAUCCUCACCAACUACGUCAAGAAGACUUUCGACCGCUCCACCAAGGUGCUGGACUUCCACCACCCUCACCAGCUCCUGGAGGGCAUGGAGGGCUUCAACCUGGAGCUGUCCGACCAGCCCGAGUCCCUGGAGCAGAUCCUGGUGGACUGCAGGGACACGCUCAAAUAUGGCGUCCGGACAGGUCACCCACGCUUCUUCAACCAGUUGUCCUCUGGUCUGGACAUCAUUGGUCUGGCCGGCGAGUGGCUCACCUCCACUGCUAACACCAACAUGUUCACCUAUGAGAUCGCUCCAGUGUUUGUGCUGAUGGAGCAGCUGACUUUGAAGAAAAUGAGAGAGAUGAUUGGCUGGCCCGGCGGAGAGGGAGAUGGACUCUUUUCACCAGGGGGUGCCAUCUCCAACAUGUACAGUGUGAUGAUCGCACGUUACAAGUAUUUCCCAGAGGUCAAGACCAAGGGCAUGUCUGCUGCUCCCCGCCUUGUCCUCUUCACGUCUGAACACAGCCACUACUCCAUAAAGAAGGCAGGAGCCGCUCUGGGCUUUGGCACUGAGAAUGUGAUCCUGCUGAGCACAGAUGAGAGGGGGAGAGUCAUUCCUGCAGAUCUGGAGGCCAAGAUCAUUGAUGCCAAACAGAAGGGUUACGUGCCAUUGUUUGUGAACGCCACAGCUGGUUCAACUGUGUACGGUGCAUUUGACCCCAUCAAUGAGAUCGCUGACAUCUGUGAGAAGUACAACUUGUGGCUCCAUGUUGAUGGAGCGUGGGGUGGUGGACUACUAAUGUCCAGGAAGCAUCGCCAUAAGCUCAGUGGAGUUGAGAGGGCCAACUCUGUCACAUGGAACCCUCACAAGAUGAUGGGCGUGCCUCUACAGUGUUCUGCCAUCCUGGUCAGAGAGAAGGGAAUCCUGGCAGGCUGUAACUCCAUGUGUGCUGGCUACCUGUUCCAACCAGACAAACAGUAUGACGUCACAUACGACACAGGGGAUAAAGCCAUCCAGUGUGGUCGACAUGUCGACAUCUUUAAGUUCUGGCUCAUGUGGAAGGCCAAGGGCACCAUAGGCUUUGAGCAGCACAUUGAUAAGUGUCUGGACCUGUCUCAGUAUCUGUACAACAAGAUCAAGAACAGGGAGGGAUAUGAGAUGGUGUUUGAUGGAGUGCCCCAGCAUACCAACGUUUGUUUCUGGUACAUACCGCCCAGCCUGAGAGGCAUGCCAGACAGUGAUGAGCGGCGAGAAAAACUCCACAGGGUGGCGCCAAAGAUCAAGGCCAUGAUGAUGGAGUCAGGGACCACCAUGGUGGGCUACCAGCCUCAGGGCCAUAAAGUCAACUUCUUCCGUAUGGUCGUCUCCAACCCCGCGGCCACCCAGUCUGACAUCGACUUCCUCAUUGACGAGAUUGAGAGGCUGGGUCACGACCUGUAGACCAUCAGCCGCCUCUGCAGCCUGCCGGUCUUUUAUCUGUUGUGUUUCCGAUGCAAGUGUCAAUGAGGUGAAACAUUCACAGUGCUGCAGACGGAGUGAUGAUAGGACAAGUUUCUCUAGGAUCGUUUCUCCAACUGAAGAGAAGAUGAGGAAGAUUUUGAGUUUUGAACUGUCCCACAUAGUUCCUUCUAUAGACAAAAUAUAUGAACCGGUAUCUGAAAGCUCCAGGUACAACAAACAUGCUCUAAUGUAUGUGUGUGCUGUGGAAUCUUGUUCUUAUGUGUGUGUGUGUGUGUGUGUGUGUGUGUGUGUGAUCUAGUUUCACGUCCAAUGUAGUUUGUCUUUUGAUGUGUAUGUGUGUGUGUGUGCCUGAGUGAAUGUGGUCAAACAACAAAAGGGAGAAAAGCACAGAUCAAAAUACAAAGUAUCAUGGAUUAUUCUGCUCUAUCAUACAUUUGCUACACACAAUUGAAUCAUUGGUGCUUUCAGCUGUACAUAUAUUUAAUCUUAGUGCACCGACCUACUUGUCCUGAACCAGUGCCCAAGCCUCUGAAACAGUGUGUGUGUGUGUGUGUGUGUGUGUGUGUGCAGGUGUAUGUGGCACACUGAGUGUAUCCUGUCAUGUAUUUUAGGCUAGCACUGUGUUGAAAAAUAAGCUAAUGUGCAAACCAUAGGUACCAAGUGUGUUAAGCUGAGAGGUUUUAGGUAACCUCCUGCAAAUGAUCCACAGUCUGCAAUAUAUUUUCCCCUGUAGAAGUUUAAGAUUAAGAUUUAAAAUGUCUACAGCUAUCCCAAGUCUGUGACAACUUUUAACCUGUAAAACGCUGGCUCGUUGUCUGUUUCAUGCAAUCAUGUGAUGCCCAUAUGUGUUUAUAACAUUGUUAAAAUAGUAAUAUUUGAUUAUAUAAGAACAAAUAUUUAUUGCAUUUUCACUGUUUGCAGAUUCAGGUAUUUUUUUGUAAAUGUAUCUUUAUGUGUAUUACAUGGUAAUACAUUUGUAAAUGUAAUCACAGGAACUUGAGCAAAGUUUAUUUAUAGUGAUUUUGUCAGCCAAAGAAAGAGAAUCGGGAACAGAGCAAUCCAUUGUCCUUCAUAUAUAACUUCUUAUUUAUUAUAGGUGUUUGUAAAAUGUUACCUAUUGACCCUUGACUGCGAUGCAAUUUCUAUAGUGUGUUUCUUUCUGUGAUUGUGAGUCUUUUUGACUGAAUGUUUUGAGAUGACUGACUGGCCUUCUGAUGAGAUUAAGAAUGAAGUCUAUAUAAUCCUCUGGCAGUCGUGCUGGUUGUGAGAAUGUACUCUCCUCUCGAGACUGGGAAGAAAGGAUUGUUGUAUCUGUCUGAAUCCUAAUGCAUUUACUGUAAUAUAGUAUAUUAAUUGUAAUACAUAUUACUUGUAUUCUCAGUGUUAUGGGAGCUCAAUGGAAUAUCUUAUAUAAAGAGUUCCUGUUUGUGUCUUUGCACAAUGUUCACCUUUCUUUCUUCCAUUGUAAAUGGAUGUGUACUAUGGCAGUAUUAUAUAAUAAUUAUGUUAACAAAGUAUUUAUGGUAUU